AUAAAAAAUAAAAACCAACAUAUGUCAAAUAAAUGUCAAAAAAAUUACACACGACACACGGUUUUUUGAUAAUGUUGAGGGAUUGCCUAAAACGUUGAGGGAUAUUAUUAAUUAAAUUGUAUAAUGACUGAAGAUCAAGAUGCAAAAGAUUCGCAGUCAGAUUCCGGCAGCAAAACCUUUAUUAAUAAGAAUAAGGACAAGAAAACAAAAACCCAACGGCCGUUGACCAAAAUUAUUCUUCGGCGGUUACCGCCUACUAUGACUGAGGAGGCGUUCUUGGAGCAGGUUUCACCGAUACCUGAACAUGACCAUUUCUAUUUUGCUAAGCCAGACCCUUCGCUUGCCAAUAACCUAUAUUCCAGAGCUUACAUAAACUUCGUUAAUGUUGACGAUAUUUACUUAUUUAGAGAUAAAUUUGAUGGAUAUGUAUUUCUUGAUGAAAAAGGUGUAGAGUAUGUGGGAAUAGUGGAGUAUGCCCCGUUCCAAAGAAUACCUAAGAAAAAAAAGAAGAAGGAUCCCAAAUGUGGUACCAUAGAGAGUGACCCCAUCUAUCAAGACUUUGUUGAAAGUCUCAAAAAAGAUCCCGAGACUGAAAAUCAACCAAAACUUGAAUAUUCUUAUCCUGUCAAUGAUUCCAAUGACAAGAAAGUGCAAUCAACUCCACUGCUAGAAUACCUAGCUGCUCGUAAGCAGGAUAAGCGGGGAAGGGAUGAGCGCCGUAGGAGGGAGAAUGACAAGAGAAAAAUGAGGAUAGAAAGAAAAACCAAAGACUCUAUUAAGGAGGAAGAGACUGCAGAAGGUGAAGUUAAAAAGAUCAAAUCCAGGGAAUGGGAAAAAGAUAAAGCAAGUGAUGCUAGAGACGACCAGGUUAAGUCAGAUGGGAAAGAUGGAUCUGUAUUUGAAUCUAAAUCGUAUAGAGACCGCAAGGCUGGUGUUAAUGUUUUAAGCGACAAGAAGAAAAAACUUGAUUCUGAUAAAAGAGAUGCAGCUAGGGACGACGAUCAAGUUGACGACGACGAUGCUGGAUACAAGAAAGAUAAACGGGAGAACACAAAAUUUAACAAGGAGUCACCCCGCGAGGUGAAGAGUAAAAAGUAUAGUGACACUAGGAAGGAGAGAAUAAAACAAACUGAAGUUGGGAAAUCAGACAAACAAUCAGCUAUCAACAAAAUCAUGUCUUCUGACAGUAAAGUUAAGUCUAUCAAUCAUGACGACAUCAAACCAUUCACACAACUGCCGCAAGUAAAAACUGACGAUUUGACUAAGAUCAUUGAGGGGAUGGACAAGAAAGUUAAGCUCAGCGAUAGUAGUAAGGACUCCAACGAUGAUUCAACCUCUAAGAGCUUAUCUGUAGGUGUAUCAAAAAUGAGGAGAAAUAGUUUGGAGUCUGGAGAAAUGCCUGUCAAGGAUGAUAUGGUAUUGAAAAGGCAAAACUCUCUGGACGACAGAAGUAAAUCCACUGACAGGGAGGGUUCGGAGGAGAAAGAGAAGAGUGAGAGUGGUGAUCGUCGCACAGAAAGGAGAAUUAGGAACAAGGAUCGUCCAAGCCUCGUAAUCUACCAGCCGGGCAUGGGGAAGUUCAGCAAGCAGCGCCUGGCCAAGGAGAAGGACGCACCGCCGCCGGCCAAAAGUAUAAACGAUAGUGAGAAGAAAGACACCUGAAGUCAAUAUGACGCUACUCUUAACUUGGACAACAUUCAACGGAAUUACCCUGAAGCUGGCAUUCAAUACAUGUCCUGGCAGACUCAGUAGAUGAGGACACUUGAACGUGCCAACUGAAGGAACCACUGUUCGUGUUUACUCAGCUGUUGUUUUUAUUGAUUUGUUUAGUUUACAUUCAUUUCGAUUGAGUUGGAGAUGUUUUAACAUUACAAAAAAAUCAACAUAGCAUUUAAUGCAACAUAUUUUUAGCUUGUGACGAUUUAACUCAGUUUGUUAAUUUCAUUUAAAUAUAAUUAAUUUUUGAAAAGGGG
Molecule: messenger RNA, 1973 nt
Organism: Spodoptera exigua (beet armyworm)
Lineage: Eukaryota; Metazoa; Arthropoda; Insecta; Lepidoptera; Noctuidae
Source: the annotation of a GenBank genome assembly